AUGUAUGUAAUUCCAUUGAAAGAUAAUGUUGAAGGAGAGGGAGAUUCUGAAAGUAGUUUGAUGGCUACAUCAUUCACUCAAGAAAAUUGUAGAAAACUACUUGCUAGGAUGGUUAUCUUGGAUGAAUUGCCACUUAAGUUCGUAGAAAGUGAAGGAUUUCACCAAUUUUGUCGGGCAUUAAAUCCAAAGUUUGUGAUUCCAUCAAGAGUAACCGUUGCAAAAGAUUGUUUCAAAUCCAUUGCCUAUUUGGUUAAAAAGUUUAAAGGCAGAAAUGGGUUGGUGUUGGAUGGUGAAUGUAUUCACAUUAGAUGUUGUGCCCAUAUGCUUAAUUUAAUUGUUAGUGAUGCCUUAAAAGAUUUGUAUGUGUCUAUCAUUCGAAUCAGAAAUGUUGUGAAGUAUGUUAGGUCAUCUCCUGCUAGAUUGCAAAUAUUUAAAGAUUUUGCUAAAGAAGAUAAGAUGUCAACAAAAAAUUGUCUUGCAAUGGAUGUUCUGACACGAUGGAAUUCUACUUUUACUAUGUUGGAUGGAGCAAUUAAGUGUCAAAAGACUUUUGAAAGAUUGGAGGAGCAUGACCCUAGUUAUUUGCCAAAGGAUGAUAUUCCUACUACUGAAGAUUGGGAUAAUGCAAAAGUGUUUGUAAAGUUCCUAAAGACUUUUUCAGAGGUAACAAUGAAGUUUUCUGCAUCUAUGUUUGUGACUUCAAACAUAUUUUUUCAUGAACUUUGUUUGAUCCAAGAAAUAAUUCGUGAAUACUCAUCGUAUGAGAAUGUAUUAUUGAGUCAAAUGACAUUAAGCAUGCAGACAAAAUUCAACAAGUAUUGGGGUAUAACUACAAGUGAGAAGACUAAUUUAUUAUUGUAUGUUUCUGUAGUUCUUGACCCUAGGUACAAGCUAGCUUAUGUGAAUUAUUGUUUUAAUGAAUUUUUGGAGGAAGAUUGUGCAAAAAUAUGGACGAAUAAGAUUGAAGAAGCAUUUCGUCGAUUGUGUGAUGAUUAUUAUAUGAGAAUGUCAAAAGAAAAAUAUUCACAAACACAAUCAUGUACACCUAUCGAAGGAUUUGGCUUUCAAAGUCAAAGUGAAAUACCUUCUAUCUCAUCUAGUGGAUCUUAUAAGGCACGUGCUACUGUUCAUGAUAGAUUUAAACAAAGUAACAAAACAUGUCUAGAUGAUGCUAAAACAGAGGUGACUCGUUAUCUGGAUGAGGCUCGUAUAGAUUGUAUGGGCGAUGAAUAUUUAGAUUUGCUAACUUGGUGUAAGGUGAAUUCCUCUCAAUUUAAGAUCAUUAGCCAAGUAGCUAGGGACAUCUACAGUAUUCCUAUAUCAACUGUGCCUUCUGAGUCCGCCUUUAGCACUGGAGGACGGGUGUUAGAUUCUUUUCGAAGUUCUUUAACUCCUCAAACUAUAGAGGCACUCAUUUGUGCUCAGAAUUGGAUUCAGUCUAAACCUUUGGAUGACAUGACUGAAGAAAUUGACGGGGAUCUCUUUCUCUCUCAAGAAUUAGACUUUAGAGUUGAGAUUUUAAGGUUUCAGAAACAAUUUGGUUACUUGCUUGCCCCUAAACAUGGAUAG
This is a messenger RNA of Cucumis melo (muskmelon), 1569 nucleotides long. RefSeq names its product zinc finger BED domain-containing protein RICESLEEPER 2-like. Gene Ontology annotation, molecular function: DNA binding; protein dimerization activity. Bases 1 to 1569 code for a protein of 522 amino acids. The transcript is spliced from 3 exons. The record is from RefSeq and is a predicted model, not a curated record. Lineage: Eukaryota; Viridiplantae; Streptophyta; Magnoliopsida; Cucurbitales; Cucurbitaceae.